UUUUGUGCCUCUGAAUAAUUUUAUUGUGUCAAUUAUUUUGCACACAUUUGUUUGCUCCUUGUGGUCUCAGUGCUGUUAUCAAUUUAUUAUUCCGACAUUAUUUUGAUUCGUGACUGUUUUCACUCGACAUUUUAAACAGCACUCUAUCAAUCUAUAAUUGUUAUUAUUAUUGUAAAGCGCAGAGAACGCAAAUCUUUAUAUGACGAACAAAAGACCGAACGAACAAAAAUUAAAAAUAAACCGAAUUGAUAAAAAUUCAAUUACCAGCUAGCAGGCGAGAACGAGAGAUAAUUUCAAGCCGAAGUAUUGGUCGAUUGUUUUUUCCCCAUCAUAACACUGAUUUCAUCCGUUGCUGUGCAUUUUUUCCUAUCUGGUGUGCAGUGAAUUUUCAUAUUUAUAUACGUGUUUCACUUCGGCUGGCAUUAGUUACUGAUCUUACGUCUGUUAGUGAAAGUCGAUAACGAACAAUUUAACGAAGAGUAAGUCACACUCGAAAAUUCGAAUAAUAUUUUUUUAAGUGAACACAUUUGAUAUAGUUGAGUAUUCAUUCAACGUAAGAAAAACUUUGACAAAAGACACGUUUUUUUUCGAAAAGAAGAGCAGAGAAUUUUUUCGUAUAUUUCUGAAAUAUUUCAAAUUGAUCUGCAAGAAAACAUGAAUUCAAUUGACAUUUACAACGCAAUGAUGACCCAACACAAGAGUCGUGAUUUGAACAGCAAUUUCUACCAUCCAAAAAGGGGUUCAUCUGAAGAAGAAUCAGCCGCAAUUCGUAUGCGUUUCCCAACUAAGAUUCCGAUUAUCGUUGAACGUUAUUCGAAGGAAACCGAUUUGCCGCAUUUGGAGAAGCGUAAAUUUUUGGUGCCACAAGAAUUCACAAUGUCACAAUUCAUUUCGAUCAUACGUAGUCGCAUGAAGGUCGGCCCAAGCAAGGCUCUAUUUUUCUUGGUUAAUAAUAGAUCUUUGGUAUCGCUAAGUAAAACAUUGGCCGAAAUUUAUGCUGAAAAUCGCAGUGAUGAUGGUUUUCUCUACAUCCAUUAUGCUUCGCAAGAAGUGUUCGGUUAAUGAACCUGUGAACAAACAAAUUUCCAACUUUUACACCAUACAAUUUUUUGUCUUAAUUUUCGAAUGAAACCAUUUAUUAAUUGCAUUUUGUUGCUGAGCAUUUUGUGUUGCACAUACAAGAUACAUAUAAAAAAAAUCGACAAUCAGCAAAGAAAAUGUCCAUAUUAGAAUGGGCCGAAAAUAAUUACAAUGUGCAAACAAACAAAAAACAGGACAAAAAUCGCCUAUUUCAGACUAUUUUGAGAAUCAACAGCGCGAAAUGUACGCUUUAUUACCAAAUCACUUGAUAGACCAUUUUUGACAUCUAUAAUAAUAACAACAAUUAUUGCACGAUCAGCGCACAAGGCGGUCAUGUGACUUUGGUCUUUUUAGCUAAGCUGCCGAUUAAAAAUAACAUCUGACUGGGAGCACUUACUAAAAUGCCAUGCUCUUACCCGACAUCAUCGAAAUAUAUGAAAAUUACAAACAAUUAAGAUUAACACGACAUAGAAAAAAAGAAGAAAAAUAGAUACGAAAUAUAAAUAGUCAACGCAUUAGAUUGUUUUCUUGAACCGUAAAAAACCUAAAGAUAGUAGAAUACUCUUUAAUGAGGAGAAAGCAGAGCAAAAUGAUAAUCGAAUAAUGUUUCAUGAUGAAUUUUUUUUGUAUAUUUCCUAUAGAAACUAGAAGAACUCAUGAAAAUUCUUAAAAUAAGCUGAAAAUAAAAUGUUGAUCAUUUGUCUUUGACGAAUUAAGGAAAUAUAGUUAAGAUGAAAAUUAAGUGAAUGUUUGUUUGUGUCAUAUGAUUGAGAUAAAAUUAAACAUUGAUAAUGAA
Molecule: messenger RNA, 1876 nt
Organism: Contarinia nasturtii (swede midge)
Lineage: Eukaryota; Metazoa; Arthropoda; Insecta; Diptera; Cecidomyiidae
Product: microtubule-associated proteins 1A/1B light chain 3C-like
Exons: 4
Coding region: 655-1062 (135 amino acids)
Biological process (GO): autophagy of mitochondrion; autophagosome assembly; cellular response to nitrogen starvation
Cellular component (GO): autophagosome membrane; autophagosome; cytosol
Molecular function (GO): ubiquitin protein ligase binding
Source: RefSeq, a predicted model, not a curated record